CCUAUUUCUGUAUGACAAAAAACCUAAUGAUUUAGCCGUAGUCGUUUCUUUGGUCUAAAUCGUUCAUUUUCUAUCUGCUUAAUUUUUCGGCAGUAACAACUUUUAUUUAUGCUUCAAAUGGAGGCACCACAAUUAGUGGCCAAUGCUAAUAUAUGAACUAUAAUUAGUUCACCACACUGCUUCGGCAGAUUGUUUUUAUAUGAUUGAACCAUUCUGCUUUGGCAAUAUGGUUUUUUAUAUGUAUAUGGAUCAUGAUUUGUUACCACACUGCUUCGGCAGAUAGUGGUUAUAUGCGAUCCAACCCCACAGCUUCGGCAUAUAGUGGUGAUUGAACCAUUCUGCUUCGGCAAUAUGGUUUUUUAUAUGUAUAUGGAUCAUGAUUUGUUACCACACUGCUUCGGCGGAUAGUGGUUAUAUACGAUCCGAUCCCACUGCUUCGGUAUAUAGCGGUGAUAUAUAUUUUAUAUUAUGAUUUGAUAUCACACUGCUCUAGCAGUUGUUGCUUUUAUAUGAUUCAUCCACACGGCUUAAUAAUUCGGCCGAUUUUGGCAAAAUAUGUACACACAUAAAUUUAUAUAAUAUACUACUUCAUAAGUAUCAAUAGUAAACAAAAGAUAUGAUUUGUAACCAUAUAUGCAGUUAAUGCAGGCCUUAAUGGUUCUGAUUAUAAUGACAAUUUCAGUAAACACUGAUUGGUAGCACUCGUUAUAGUUGUUUCUAAUUACCACCUUAUUUAUGACUUAUGAAUUUUCUUAGGAUGGCUUCGAGACCAAAACGAAGAAGAACCUCGACCAAACGUCAGGAUCCACCCACAACAACAACGUCAGAGAGGAGAAGCGAAGACGUUAGUAUAAUUUUCCAUCAAUGCAUGUCGAAAAUCAUGCCGACGAUCGAGGAGACGUUAAAAACGUGUAUGGACGAUUAUUUUAAGUCCAAGUCUGCAUCUUUGCUUCCGCCAACUGCAUCUUCGCCUCCGCCAACUGCAUUCUCGCCUCAGCCAACUGCAUCUUCGCCUCCGCCACCAGGGCCACUGGAACCAAGUACGACGUCGCCAGCAACUACACUCCUUAGUGAGAUUACAGGUCAAAGAGUUCCAAACACGGUUUCCUUACAUGGGUCCGGCCUGCACCCGUGUGAACCCAGCAUUGAUAAGUCUCUGAAUCAAACCGCAGAGUCCUUGCUGUAUCGUUCUCUAUCACCGUCCACAGUUGCAGCAUAUAAAUCAGCAUUCCAGGCAUACAAGCUCUUUAUAUUACAAACUUACGGUGAAGAAAUGUCACCACUACCACCCUGUUUGGAACACCUAGCUUACUUCAUAGCAAAUUGUUACCAAACAAAUUUAGCUGCGUCCACUAAUCGAACCAUUAUAUCCGCUCUUAGUUUCAUUUUUCAGUUAAGUUCUUCCCAGGAUGUUACCCAACAUUUCAUCAUCAAAAAAAUGCUUCAAGGCUUUCUAAAAGCAAAACCGAUUGGCGACCCUAGACUCCCAAUAACCCCAGAUAUUCUCCUAAAACUAGUACAGGCCCUCCCCUACACUGCAGAUUCAUAUUUUUCCACAAUUUUGCUUCGGGCCAUGUUUAUCUUAGCUUAUUGCGCCUUUCUAAGGGUAGGAGAAAUUACUAAAACCAACAGCAAAACCCAUCAUUAUCUAUUAGCAAAACACGUAUCAAAGGGUAACAAAACAAAUGGCAUAGGUUUCCUGGAACUUGCAAUACCUCAUUUCAAACAUUCAAAGUCAAAUUCUACAACUAUCCACCUAUGUCAGAACACCAUAAACCCAUUGCUAUGUCCAUAUCGCGCGAUCACAGAUUUCCUUAACAUCAGAAAACACGAUUCCCCAGAAGCACCCCUUUUUUCUUUUAUGGACAACACCCCAGUCCCCCGCCAAUACUUUACUUCACAACUUCGGCUAGCAAUUUAGAUCUUUCGAAAUAUCAGGCCCACAGUUUCAGGAUAGGUGCAGCAACAACAGCUGCUGCAACGGGAUACACUGAAAUUCAAAUUCAAAACAUGGGUCGUUGGAAGUCCAGUGCCUUUAGGAAGUACAUUCGCAUCCCUUCUAUUACCCCGUAUUAAGCUUAUCUGGAGACAGGGGCUUCAGGUGUUUUUGCCACAACAACUCGUUUUUACCUUAAGACAGGGGCUUAAGGUAAUCCUUAAUAUGACAUUGUUACUUAGAGACAGGGGCUCUAAGUAUGGUUAAUGUUAGUAGUUUUUCUUGAGACAGGGGCUCAAGUAAAACCUUAACUUCUAGAGUAUUGUCUAUUCAUGUAUUUUGAUUUUGUGUACAUAACACUUUCAUUCGAUCUUUAUAGUAAUUGUCAGCAAGAAAAUGGUGUGACAUUUAAUUUUUGUUUUGUCUACGAUGAUGUUGUUGGAUGGGGGCGGUAACAAGCCAGCAUGAGCUCCUUUUCCUUCUUGCGCCGGUAUUACAAUGCUACCUUGUUACGGUGGCAGAUGACGCCCCAUAUUGUCUUUUUGUUGUACAUGUAUAAUUAUAUGCUGACAUUUUUUAGAUAUAUGUUUUUUGGAUUAACAAUUUUUACAAUUGAGACUCAAGGACGUUUUUUAGUUUAACACAGGUGCUUAAUUGUUGUCAAUAGUAUUUUUUGUUUCUUUUUCUAGUCAGAAUCGUGCACCGACCUUGCGGUUUCAUAGCAUAAUAUUUUUGUCCCUAGUCCUUUUAAUUUGAUUGUAUGUAUUUUUACUGUUUGUCAUUUAUUGCACUUGUUUGAAUAAAUGACCAUUCUUAUUCCUUUA
Molecule: messenger RNA, 2760 nt
Organism: Saccostrea cuccullata (small rock oyster)
Lineage: Eukaryota; Metazoa; Mollusca; Bivalvia; Ostreida; Ostreidae
Exons: 2
Coding region: 743-1921 (392 amino acids)
Molecular function (GO): DNA binding
Source: RefSeq, a predicted model, not a curated record